AUGCCUUUGCUACCAAGAUCCAAUCGUCUAAGGGUGGAAAUCCACCUGUCGAAUGAGACCCCAGGAUGUGUCGGUACAUAUACGACUGGCGAUCGGAUUCAGGGAACGGUCACCAUCACGGCAGACCAUGAUAUCCCGUUCGAAGAUAUCAGCAUCUCCUUGCGUGGCUCUUCCAAGACGGCUAUGGAACGAGUAUCAUCCAUACGAGGCGUAAAACGCGCCCGUCAUAACUUCCUCCAACUUGAUCAACCUAUUCACAACGCCAACUUACUUUCUCCCCGAAUCUUCCAAGCUGGUUGUUUAUAUGUGUUUCCGUUUACUUUUUCUAUCCCGGGAUCCCUCGUUCCUCAAUCAUGCUUUCAUCCCACGGCCAGCCCCCUCGUGCAAAGAUCUCACCUGUUGCUCCCGCCCACCUUGGGAGAUGCAAUGGUCACCAGUGAAGGUCGAAACUUGCCGGAUGAUAUGUGUCCCGACGCAUGCCAGAUCGUAUAUCUCAUUCAAGUCUCCAUCACCGACAGCAGUGACAUACCAACCGAUUCGCCCAAAACGUUAGCCCUGGUCGGGAAGAAACUACGCAUCCUGCCGGCCUUUGACGAGCAGCCUCCCCUGAACAUUGCCGAAGACGACGAAUACUAUCGCUUCCACACAGUCUCCUAUGUAAAAAGGGGCCUAUUGAGAGAAAAAGUUGGCCGUCUGGAAGUGACUGCAUCUCAACCCAUUGCCCUUAAGCUACCGAGGCCAGGGUCCUCCUCUGAUGACGCCGAAAUCAGUACAAAGACAACGAUGGCUCUUCGGUUCACUCCAGAGGGGGAUGAAAAGCCACCUCAGCUCGAGAAUCUCUCCAUCAAACUCAAAGCGUGUACGUUCUUUGCUGCGAAUUACUGGUCCAACACCCCGACAAAUCCUCACGGGUUGGUCCUUCCCCCGAGUGACGAAGCCGUUUAUACCAAAACCGUACCCGUCCUAUCCAGUUCCGUCUCAUCCGUGCAAUGGACCCCAGUACCUGACGAGAAAAUGUCCUGUCGAGACUCAAGAACAUCGACAGAAUCAACGGCCGCUACCGCGAAAACCUAUUAUACCGCGUCAAUCACAGCGCCCAUAAUCCUACCCAGGCACAAGACUUACGUCCCGACAUUCCAUUCCUGCCUGAUCUCGCGCGUCUACUCGCUCGACCUGAAGCUCUCCUACCAUGCCCCGAAUACGCAUCUGUUGAGCGAAUCUACUUCGCUAAGACUCCCGCUUCAAAUAUGCUCACCAUACUCCGCGACAGAGCACACCGGGGUGACUGUCAGUCUCGCCCUAGAAAAUAUGAAAGAUGAAUAUCCUUUAAAUUCUAUCGACUUCCCGCCCCAGCAUGUCCGCUAUUUUGAGCCUAUUAUUGUGUCUCUUACGCCUUCGGAACACUCGGGUGCCUCGACUGCCGCUAUUACAGGUGAUAAUUGA
Messenger RNA from Aspergillus affinis, 1443 nucleotides. Its product is annotated as S-antigen. The transcript has 2 exons. The record is from RefSeq and is a predicted model, not a curated record. NCBI's taxonomy places the organism in Eukaryota, Fungi, Ascomycota, Eurotiomycetes, Eurotiales, Aspergillaceae. Bases 1 to 1443 code for a protein of 480 amino acids.